AAGGCUACAUUCGCAUUAAAAGUCUUAUUGUUCUGAUCUUGCCUUGAUUGUUCACAUCUUUGUAAGGGACCCAUAUCUGUAGAAAUUAAUGAAGAAAUUAAUCUGAUGGGUUUUUUUCUGCUGAAAGAACAGAAAGUAGACAGGUGUGGUUUUCCUGUUAUUUAAUGACCUCCUUUCUGACUCUGAGAAGUGUUUAAAGUAAGCGUCUCGAUGCUCUCUCUGCAUCUGGUGAUGGUGGAAUGGCUCUGUUCAUCCUCAUCUCUUUCCAUCUGAUUCUGCAAGUUCAGCUACAAAAUGUUCCUCAGGCUGAGCUCUCAGUGUUUCCUGCAGUUCUCACACAGAGAGGGUCAGUACAGCUGGACUGUAAGACUCUGUAUGCUGGAGUGUCUCAGUGUUAUUUCUAUCCAGAGAGAGACGAGACAAAUCUAAAACACUCACCAUCCUGUCAGCUCUCACUCACUGGCUCUGAACUGACCGCGUGGACAGGACACAGUUACAGGUCAUCUCAAUCAGUCAACAUUACCUGCUACUACACUGUGGAUGAAUUCAGAACUCAAGCUGAAUCUCCUCACUCUCUACCAGCUCCAGUCACAGUCCAGGUCCUGGAUGCUCCUCAGCUCUCAGUGUCCACUUCAGGGAGAAGCUCUGUACAGCUGAACUGCACACCUCCGUAUGUUGGAGUCUCUCAGUGUUAUUUCUAUCCAGAAGGACAUGAGAGAGAUUUAAAGUUUCCAUCCUGUCAGCUCUCACUCACUGGAGCUGAACUGACCACAUGGGCUGGACGCAAUUACAGUUCACUCCAACCCGUCAAUGUUAUUUGCUACUACUCUGUGAAAAUAUCAGAUAGAUGGUUUACAUCUCCUCACUCUCUCCCAGCUCCAGUGAGAAUACUGGAUAAGAAACCAAACAUGACAGUCAGUCAUGAUGAUCAACGUCAUGAGUUCACUCUUGUGUGUGAAAUAUCACUGUCACUCAGCGCUGAUGUUGGGUGUGAUUUCUACAUUGAAGAUGAGAAGUUAAUGUGGAUGAUGUCUCAGAGGACGAGAUCUGGAUCACUGGCUUGUAGAUUUACACCUCAUAAGGAUUUUCUGUUCAGUCGUAUGAAAUCAGCGAAGAGGAGAGAAGUGAGCUGUGAUUAUUCACUGAACUCUGACCAAACCGUCCACUCUCCACUCAGUGACUCAUACAGCCUCACACAACUGCCUCCUUUACCAACUCCAGAAACUACAACACAGCUGAUAAAACCAAAAUCCACCACAGCAGCUACAUACACUGUUCCCACACACCACAGUGAAGCCACAACAGCCUCUCUAACAACCCACUCCAAACAUCAUGAUCACAUCCAAAUAGUGUCCAGAAGAACUUUUCUCAUCAUGCUGCUAUCAACCACCUCUGUCAGCGUCUUACUGGCUGGAGUGAUGAUCGUCUGUCUGUGCAGAUUUAUCAGAAAGCAGAGCACAGAGAGAUUAUUUAAGGUGGACUCAAAGAGUGGCAAUCAAGGAGACAUGAUCACCAUGGCCAGUGCCCAGGACACAAGUGCUAACAGUGCCUCAAAUUUCCACUACUCAGUGAUCAACUGUGUGCCAACACCUUCUCAGCCUUCAGGCCCCUUUGGAAAAACACAAGACCAUUCUGAAGACAAAAAGGACGUCGAGUAUCAUAUGUACUGCAGCAUCACUGACACAGUGACGGACUCUUAGCUCUUCAGCCUGCAGCUGAUUCAGCACCACUGUGUAUUUUAACAUGCCUUGAACUCAGUAUGUCUUCAGGAGUCUUACCUCUUUUGAAUAUGUUGUCAUUUAGUCUGAUGUUUUAAUCCUUAUGAAUAAACAAACUUUCAUGCAGACUCUUUGCGUAGAAGCAGCUCAGGUACAGCAUGUUUUGAUUCUCAUCUCAUUGUAUUAGCAUUAGCAGUGACUAUCACUUAUAUAAAUACAGGAAUAGUUUCUUCAAGAUGUUGGUUUUCUUCAUUUGAACUACAGAAUAGUUGAUUUUAUAUAAGAUUAAUAUAAGUGGGCUAUGAAUUGAAAUGAAAACAAGCACUGCACACCAUCAUAUAAUGGUUCUCCUAGCACAGAGAAUUUAAAAGGUCUUACAACAACGGUAUUAUAUCUGCUAGACGUGUAGAUUCUCACACUGGCCACGCUCUGUAUGUGGUUUAAGGCAGUCAGUAUAAAUACCCUGCUAUUUUUGAAUUAUACUGUGGUCUGCAUUUAACCACUGACCUUCUACUUACUGAGGUAUUUUUACAGUGGUGCGUCUGGGUGACUCGCUGAUAAUCUGUCCAAUCUAUCACCAUCUCUCACUGCAACAGAAAACUAUUAAAAGUACUAGCUAUGUCUUUUAAGUUACUACACAAUCAGCUAGAUCUAAUAGUUCUACCUACUACCUAACUCACCACCUCACCAACAUUAGGCCCUAUUGGGACAGGAUUAGUUUUAUUUGAGGGGGUGGGUGAUGUCAUUUUUACCAGCAUUUCUCAGUGAUUUUAGACCCGUCCAAAUGCGCCAUGUCAGUCAUUUUUACCAACUUCGUGCUCCGGUUUCAGCAAAGAUUCCAGCGCCUUUUACUUCCUGUAAAACGAGCAGUGGAAAUAAACUGAGGUUAUAUUAAUCCUGUGUGAAUCUAAGUCAGUAAAAAGACCAUAAUAUCUUGUGGAGAAGGCUUAAAGAAGUGCUUCCAUGUGUACUCUGACGAAGCUGAAGCUUAUUAUUCACCAGCUUCUUGUUCGUAUUUUCCUGUUCCACCUUAAAUGGUGCAGCCCGAAUGUAAUUGUUGCACCAUUUAACGAUGAGCAGGAAAUUCAAACAAGAAGCCGACUUCAGUGUCAUCAUGAAUGGAGCCGCCAUGUUUUAGAAAACAAU
Molecule: messenger RNA, 2864 nt
Organism: Colossoma macropomum (tambaqui)
Lineage: Eukaryota; Metazoa; Chordata; Actinopteri; Characiformes; Serrasalmidae
Exons: 14
Coding region: 240-1700 (486 amino acids)
Source: RefSeq, a predicted model, not a curated record